Molecule: messenger RNA, 1236 nt
Organism: Knipowitschia caucasica
Lineage: Eukaryota; Metazoa; Chordata; Actinopteri; Gobiiformes; Gobiidae
Source: the annotation of a GenBank genome assembly
AUGUGGUUCCUGCUGUGGUUCCUGCUGUGGUUCUCGCUGUGGUUCCUGCUGUGGUUCCUGCUGUGGUUCCCGCUGUGGUUCCUGCUGUGGUUCCUGUUGUGGUUCCUGCUGUGGUUCCUGCUGUGGUUCCUGUUGUGGUUCCUGAUGUGGUUCCUGCUGUGGUUCUCGCUGUGGUUCCUGCUGUGGUUCCUGCUGUGGUUCCUGGUUCCUGCUGUGGUCCCUGCUGUGGUUUCUGCUGUGGUCCCUGCUGUGGUUCUCGCUGUGGUUCCUGCUGUGGUUCCUGCUGUGGUUCCCGCUGUGGUUCCUGCUGUGGUACCUGCUGUGGUUCCUGCUGUGGUUCUCGCUGUGGUACCUGCUGUGGUUCCUGCUGUGGUUCUCGCUGUGGUUCCUGCUGUGGUUCCUGCUGUGGUUCUCGCUGUGGUUCCUGCUGUGGUUCUCGCUGUGGUUCCUGCUGUGGUUCCUGGUGUGGUUCUCGCUGUGGUUCCUGCUGUGGUUCUCGCUGUGGUUCCUGCUGUGGUUCCCGCUGUGGUUCCUGCUGUGGUUCCUGAUGUGGUUCCUGCUGUGGUUCCUGCUGUGGUUCCUGCUGUGGUCCCUGCUGUGGUUUCUGCUGUGGUCCCUGCUGUGGUUCCCGCUGUGGUUCCUGCUGUGGUUCCUGCUGUGGUUCCUGCUGUGGUUCCUGCUGUGGUUCCCGCUGUGGUUCCUGCUGUGGUACCUGCUGUGGUUCCUGCUGUGGUUCUCGCUGUGGUUCCUGCUGUGGUUCCUGCUGUGGUUCUCGCUGUGGUUCCUGCUGUGGUUCUCGCUGUGGUUCCUGCUGUGGUUCUCGCUGUGGUUCCUGCUGUGGUUCUCGCUGUGGUUCCUGCUGUGGUUCCCGCUGUGGUUCCUGCUGUGGUUCCUGAUGUGGUUCCUGCUGUGGUUCCUGCUGUGGUUCCUGCUGUGGUCCCUGAGGUGGUUUCUGCUGUGGUCCCUGCUGUGGUUCUCGCUGUGGUUCCUGCUGUGGUUCCUGCUGUGGUUCCUGCUGUGGUUCCUGCUCUGGUUCUUGCUGUGGUUCCUGCUGUGGUUCCUGCUGUGGUUCUCGCUGCGGUCCCUGCUGUGGUUCCUGCUGUGGUUCCUGCUGUGGUUCCUGCUGUGGUCCCUGCUGUGGUUUCUGCUGUGGUCCCUGCUGUGGUUCUCGCUGUGGUUCCUGCUGUGGUUCCUGCUGUGGUUCCUGCUGUGGUUCCUGAUGAGGCUAAUCAGUGA